GUACGAAGAGCAUGUGCAACCAGAACAUGCAUUUAAAGAUGUUGUUGCCGUUUUUGGGAAGGAGGGGUUUGACGCACCCUAGUCCCUAGAUUUAUUCAUAUAUCUAUUCCGUAUUAAAUUUCUAUAGCUAGAGGGAGAAUAACUCCCUGCUCGAGGCGGCGAAUUGGUGAUGGUCCAUUCCAUUUUGUCGUAGCGCCAGCUGCUGUUGCGAUAUCAUUUGGAUGAGGUUUGAAUCCUUAAUUAUUGACUGUUUUGCAAUUCUGUUUAAUUAAUGCUAUGAGCGACGAAGGAACACGAGUAUUUGGAGAAGAAAUGGGAGAAUAUGAAGAGUUGGGUAAAGGAGAAGAAAGGGACGUAGGAGAAGGAGAUGAAAUCAGAGAAAAAGGAGAAUUUGGGGUAGUAGAAGGAAUGAAAGAAUUGGGCGAAGGAGACGAAUUCACGGCGGAGAAUGGAGUAAUAGAAGGAGAAGAGUUUGUGUACGAAAAUGAAUUUGGCAAAGACGAAGCAAGCGUUUUACUGGAGAAUGACAGAGAAACGAUGUCGUCUAUGUCAGUGCCAUCAUCGAACAAACAGAUUAAGUACAUGUCAAUCGAUAGGCUGAGCGCAUUGCCUGAUGCUUUACUUAUUUGUAUUCUCUCUUUUCUCAGUACUAAGAAAGCUGCAAGGGCUAGUAUUUUGUCCAAGAGAUGGCAACAUCUCUGGACUGACUUGCCUAAGCUGAAGUUUAAGGAGAAAAGUUGCGAACGUGAGAAAAUACUCAAGACUGUGAAUAGGGUUCAUCGUACCCUUGGUAUUCGUAGAGAAAAUUAUCUGAAAUGGUUCUACAUCGAUUUCCAUUACUAUGAAUCUUUUGCCUUAGAUGUUGAUAGUUGGGUUGGAUAUGUGGUAAAACACAAGGUCAAAAAUGUCACUUUGGCGCUCAAUCCACAAGGAGUUUUGUAUAAGCUCCCUCAGAGUAUGUAUUCCAGUUCAUGCUUUACAUUUUUGAGUUUGAGAGGAUGUGAUUUGGUUCCUCAAAGAACUGUUGAUCGGAAAUAUUUGACUGUGUUAAGCCUUAAUGAUGCUAAAUUAAAUGAGCAUGUCAUCGAAAAGAUAUUAUCCGGUUGUCCUGUGAUGCAUCGCUUGAUUCUAUGCCAAUGUUGGGGACUCAGUUAUUUGAAGAUCGAUUCUCCAUGUGUUAGUGAGCUUGUGCUAAUAGACCGUGAAGAUGGCGAAGCUCAGCCUCUAUUAGAAGUCUCUGCACCAUAUGUACAGACUUUGUCCAUAUCAAUAUGUCCGACAAACGAGUGGCGGCUAACAAACAUCUCAUGUGUUACUCAUGCGGGUAUUGCUUUCAUCGGAUCUGAUUGGGAUUCCGAUUCUUAUGAGGUGAUGAGUAAUUUGGAGGAUCUAGUGGGAGUCCUUCUACAUGUCAAGUACCUUGCAUUGUCACAUAUGUGCAUUGAGGUGUUAUCAAUGUCAGUGGAGAUGUAUGACAUGCAGCUUCCAGAGUCUAGGCGAGAGAUUUUGGAAGUACAGGCCUCAGCAGAUGCAAACGUAAUUUUAGGAAUUCUAUGCCAUCUAGGCUCUAGCCAUGUAGAUAACUCACAACACAUCGAAUCCCACAAAACUCAAAAGUGAAGAUUAUGGGGUUAUGAGUUACCCCCUCUGUAUCAAAAUAAGUGUCCUGGUAAGCUUUUAACGUAGGAUGUUUUUACUUGAAUUGUAAUAUGUUGGUCCGAUCUAAACUGGUCUAGUCUGGUUUCUUUGUAUUUUUAUAACUAUCCAAGUC
This is a messenger RNA of Cuscuta europaea, 1771 nucleotides long. The record is from the annotation of a GenBank genome assembly. NCBI's taxonomy places the organism in Eukaryota, Viridiplantae, Streptophyta, Magnoliopsida, Solanales, Convolvulaceae.